UCCAAAAUUUUCGAACUGGUAAUGUGCACAAGAUUGUUGGAUUUCUUCAAAAAAUGUAAUCUGUUUUUGGACUCGCAACAUGGUUUCCUGAAAGGUAAAUCUACAAAUACUGCCAUCUAUCAUUUUGUAAAUAUGAUACUCCAGGAAUUUGAGAAGAAGAAUUUAGCAAUUGGUGUGUUUUUAGAUCUUAGCAAGGCCUAUGAUUGUGUGAACCUCGAAUAUUUACUAAUAAAACUUGAAAAAUAUGGCAUAAGAGGAAAAGCAUAUAAGUGGAUUGAAUCUUAUCUUCUAGACAGAAAACAGCAAGUCAUCAUUAAUGAAAACAAAUCCAAUAUUGCAAUUAAAGAAAGAGGUCUAGCGCAGGGCAGUAACGCAGGUCCUAUUUUUUUCAUCAUCUAUAUUAAUGACCUUAUUAUGGAUGGACUGGUGAACUAUGUGGAUGACACCAACAUAUUGGUAUCUGGAAGGACCCUCCCGGAGGCAGUUGAUAAGGCGUAUGACAGUUCAUCUAGAAUCUGUGAUUGGUUCAACAGGAAUGAGUUGGCACUGAAUUCGUCGAAGACAAACAUUAUGGUAUUCAGAACAAAGAACUCCCGAGUUACUCCAACUGGCACCAUAAACCUGAAUGGCAAUGAAAUUGGAACAGUCAUGUGGAAAAAACUGGGCUGAGAUUGAGUAGCAUUGGAUAUGGAAUCAGAGUGGUAUCCAGACAUAUGGAUGAGAGGACAUUGAAAAUACUGUACCACGCCAACUUUGAAUCGGUACUGAGAUAUGGGAUUGUGUUUUGGGGAUGCAGCUCCAGCAUUCAACUCCUUUUCAUUAUACAAAAAAGAACCAUAAGAUCAAUCAGGCAUAUGAAAUUUGGAGCCACCUGCAGGGGUGUUUUCAGGGAUAUGCAGAUUAUGACUAUAUAUGGGUUGUAUAUAUUUGAGUGUCUGAUGUUCUUUUUCAGGCACCAAGUUGAAUUCAGCUCUAACUUUGGUCAUGGCUAUAAUACAAGGACGACGAAUUUCAUUUACCCUUCUCAUAGGCUUACAAGUACAGAAAAAGGAACCUACUAUAUGUGCAUAAAACUAUAUAAUAAAUUACCAUCUACAUGCAGAUUAUCUAGCUUAAUAAAAUUCAAGAAUGCCAUAAAGAAACUGCUAAUUAAACUGGAACCAUAUUCACUUAGAGAUUUUCUAGAUUGUAACAACUUGUCAGAGUUUGUAUAGAUUGUAUAUAUUGUUGUUGACAUCAUUUCGCUUCUCUCUCUGUAAUUUACUGUGGGGAUGAUUUGAAAUAAAGGAAUUUAUUAUUAUUAUUAUUA
Molecule: messenger RNA, 1309 nt
Organism: Harmonia axyridis
Lineage: Eukaryota; Metazoa; Arthropoda; Insecta; Coleoptera; Coccinellidae
Exons: 2
Coding region: 22-669 (215 amino acids)
Source: RefSeq, a predicted model, not a curated record